Betta splendens (Siamese fighting fish) is the source of this 622-nucleotide messenger RNA. It is a transcript of the gene sst1.2, whose product is annotated as somatostatin 1, tandem duplicate 2. Lineage: Eukaryota; Metazoa; Chordata; Actinopteri; Anabantiformes; Osphronemidae. The record is from RefSeq and is a predicted model, not a curated record. Gene Ontology annotation, cellular component: extracellular region. Gene Ontology annotation, molecular function: hormone activity. Gene Ontology annotation, biological process: regulation of cell migration.
CGCCUCGGUUCCCACCACCUGCCAAUCAAUGUGCCACAGCAUGUGACCUGCAGGAGGAGGGGAUUCUGGCUUGAAAAGGCCAGCUCCGUGGGACCCAGUCCGAGACGAGCCCAGAACCAGGACCCGAGCAGCUGAGGGACCAGAGCAGCAGACAGUAUGCAGCGUGCACGUUGUCCCACUAUAUUGGUCCUUGUGGCCUUCGCCCUGUGCAGCCCGGGUGUUUCCUCCCAGCCCGACAGAGACCAGGACCAGUACCAGGACCUGGACCUGGAGCUGCAAAGAGCUCGGAGUGCUGGACUCCUCUCCCAGGAAUGGAGUAAACGUGCGGUGGACGAACUGCUGGCUCAGAUGGCUCUGCCAGAGGCCGACGCCCAGAGGGAAGCUGCCAUUGUUUCCAUGGCAACGGGGGGGGUGAACCUGGAGCGGUCUGUGGACCCCCCUAACAACUUGCCGGCCCGUGAGCGCAAGUCUGGCUGCAAGAACUUCUACUGGAAAGGUUUCACUUCCUGCUAAAGCUCUGGCCAGAUCACCUGACGUCACCUGAACGGACCAAUCAGCUGUCUGUCUGCAGGGUACCUGAAUAAUUAACGUAAUUAUCAAAUAAAAAGCGAAAUCAGUCAAA